This is a messenger RNA of Sinocyclocheilus grahami, 1814 nucleotides long. RefSeq names its product tyrosine-protein kinase Lck-like. The transcript is spliced from 11 exons. Gene Ontology annotation, molecular function: ATP binding; protein tyrosine kinase activity; protein binding. The record is from RefSeq and is a predicted model, not a curated record. Bases 231 to 1445 code for a protein of 404 amino acids. Gene Ontology annotation, biological process: protein phosphorylation. NCBI's taxonomy places the organism in Eukaryota, Metazoa, Chordata, Actinopteri, Cypriniformes, Cyprinidae.
AGGUGGGAAGUCAGACUGUGACGUGACUUACACAGCCUUACACACUUUAGGAGCUUGUGUCUUCGAUACACGCCGAAGCUUUACAGAUCUUGUCGGUUUGUCUGUAAUCUUGGUUUUGUUGCUCUGUGGCAAAAUGUGUUCUUCAUAAAAUCUAAAGCUAAAGACAUUACAAUGCUUGCUGAACUGGCCCAUCACUAACAUCAGCAACUUCUGUCAACAGAAAAGCAAAUAUGGGGAACUGUGGCUCUUUUGAUCCUGAUGACGAAUUCUCCUACCAUCCAGAUGAAUGGUGCGAUCAAUGUAACUGCCCAAAGCCUCCAGGCAGUCAGAACUAUGAUCCUCUGAUUCCUUAUCCAUCCCAGUACACACCUCCACCAUCAUCUCCUCUUCCAGAGAACCUGGUGGUAGCCUUAUACAAAUAUGAGCCGUGCCACAGCGAUGACCUUGGGUUUGAAAAAGGGGAGAAGCUAAAGAUCCUAAAUGCCGAUGAUCCUGAAUGGUUCAUGGCGGAGUCUCUGUUUACCGGGCAGAGGGGAUACAUACCACAGAAUUUUGUAGGAAAACUGAACAGCAUGGAGAUAGAACCGUGGUUUUUUAAAAACCUUUCCAGGAACGACGCCAUGAGGCUAUUACUGGCCCCCGGUAAUACACAGGGCUCCUUCCUCAUUAGAGAGAGUGAGACCUCACCAGUUAUAGGGCUGUAUAACAACAACCGUCGAGUGGCUAUCAAGAAUCUCAAGACAGGUACCAUGUCCAUCAGUGCUUUCCUGGCUGAGGCGAACCUGAUGAAGACCCUGCAGCACCCUCGACUAGUGCGACUUUUCGCUGUGGUUACGCAGGAGCCCAUUUACAUCAUCACUGAGUUCAUGGAGAACGGUAGCCUGGUGGAUUUUUUGAAGACUCCAGAAGGAUGUGCUAUACCCAUCAAUAUGCUGAUCGAUAUGGCUGCUCAGGUCGCAGAUGGAAUGGCUUACAUAGAGCAGAAGAAUUACAUCCACAGAGAUCUGAGAGCUGCCAACAUUUUGGUGUCUGAUGAGCUCGUCUGCAAGAUUGCUGACUUCGGCCUCGCCCGUCUAAUUGAAAAUAACGAAUACACUGCCAGAGAAGGUGCAAAGUUUCCUAUCAAAUGGACGGCACCUGAGGCCAUAAACUACGGCACCUUUUCGAUCAAAUCAGAUGUCUGGUCGUUUGGAGUACUGCUGACAGAGAUUGUUACCUAUGGAAGAAUCCCAUAUCCAGGAAUGACAAACCCAGAGGUGAUUGCAAACCUUGAGAGAGGCUACCGCAUGCCUUGCCCUGAUAACUGCCCCGAGGACUUGUAUGAUAUCAUGAAACACUGUUGGACAGAGAACCCAGACAAUCGACCCACAUUUGAGUAUCUGCGCAGUGUUCUAGAGGACUUUUUCACCGCCACAGAGAGACAGUACCAGGAGCAGCCCUGCUGAAAAGAUUUAUCUUAGUAAACUUACAGUCCACGGGGUCACAUUAAAGACUUGUAUUGAAAAAUAUUCCAAAAUACAGUUUUUAGUUAAAAGAAAAACUGAUUUUAUGUCUUCUAAUUAAAAUGUUUUCAAUAAUCAUGAUUAAGUUCAAACAUGGAUUUGGCCUUAGCUUUGUCCACAGAAUUUAUUAUGUGUAAAACAGGUGCAUGUAUAGUUUUUUAGCAGAUGGAAAAUAUUUUUUUUUAAAUGACAAACUCAACAGGAAAAUCUUUGGCUACAGGUGUGCUCUCAAUGAAUGAGUGAACGCCCUGCUUUGUGUUCUUCCUUUGAGCUUUUAUUAUUUCUUCUUUCUGCUCUCAGAUUUGUGUUUAU